Messenger RNA from Solenopsis invicta (red fire ant), 8481 nucleotides. RefSeq names its product MAP kinase-activating death domain protein (gene Rab3-GEF). The coding region runs from base 437 to 6535 and encodes 2032 amino acids. Gene Ontology annotation, biological process: regulation of apoptotic process; regulation of Rab protein signal transduction. The record is from RefSeq and is a predicted model, not a curated record. Gene Ontology annotation, cellular component: cytosol. Lineage: Eukaryota; Metazoa; Arthropoda; Insecta; Hymenoptera; Formicidae. The transcript has 34 exons. Gene Ontology annotation, molecular function: guanyl-nucleotide exchange factor activity.
CCGAUAGAAUCGUUCGGUAAAGCGAUCUUGAAUUCACGUCGGGUCCCUGAGCCAAAGUGAUCCCUGAUUCUCUUCUUUUUUCUUCUCUCAUAAAUUUUAUGUCCCCCUUCCCCUGAGGGCUGGGUAAUCGAAUCUCUCGCGCGAAUCCGAGCGAUGCUCCCCGAGAGUGAACGUCGGAAAGGUGAAACCGUCUCUCUCUCUUUCUCUCUCUCUCCCAAUGGGGCUCGUUCGAUGCUUCAUCGGGAUCGAUGCGGGGAAGCAAUCUCGGAACGGCGUAAUUGUCCCGUUUGCCAACUUAAGGGUGGGUUAAAUAAGCGAGAGAAUGGUACAAUCAUGAUUCAAGCUGGAAACGACCCUGAGGAGUGUUCCGCAGCUUGGAUGUCCUGUAUACACUGUAUACAACGGUGACACAGCUGCACACACGUAGAUUACAGCCAUGGAUAUACAGAAGAAAUACCUGUGCCCCCGAUUGGUGGAUUACCUCGCCAUCGUGGGGGCCAGGAUGCCCGCUGCCUCUCGUCAGCCCGUACAGGUCCCGGAGUUGCUACGCAGAUAUCCGGUGGAGGAUCACAAGGAUUUUCCUCUGCCUUUGGAUAUGGUGUAUUUCUGCCAACCGGAAGGUUGCAAUAGCGUGGGACCGAAGCGCACGGCCUUACGAGAGGCGACGUCCUUCACCUUCACCCUCACCGACAAGGAUUCAGGAAGAACGCGUUACGGGAUCUGCGUGAAUUUCUAUCGACCUACGGAGAGAGCGGGGGUUGUGGCUGGCGCGGGGAUUUCGCUCAAGAGGGAAAAGUACAACACCACGUUUCGCAGGGAAAGCUGGAGGAAGAGCAUGGAGAGAAGCACGGAUUCCGCUUUUUCUAGCGACUAUAGGAGCAGUGCGGUGGGUCCUAGUGACUCUGAGAAAGAUUGCUCUAGUAGCAGGAGAGAUUCGGACACCCCGCAGGUACCCCACGCUCCGAGACUAGAAUUCAUCGCACCGAGCGGAGACAGCGAGAGCGGCGGUAGCCAUUCCCCUUCACCACGUGCGUCUCGAAGACGACAGAGGGUUCGCAAUCACUCCUUGACUUCGUUAUGCAUCAUAUCACACCAUCCGUUCUUCACGAUGUUCCGGGAAUGUCUUUUUGUUCUGAAGAAGAUUAUCGACGCGUGCAACGAGAGCUUCUCGCCGCAAAAAGUGGGAGCAUCUCGGCAGACCAACAGAGAUACAGUAUGGAGCGUUUUGACGGGCCAGGCUUUGGGCGAUACACCGUCCAUUGUGCUUCACGAUGUUCGCGAGAUUGAGACGUGGAUAUUGCGUUUGCUCAGCAGCCCCGUACCCGUCCCGACAAAGACACGAGUUGAAAUUGAAAUAAUAUCGUCGAGCAUGCAACCCCCGCUGUGCUUUGCCCUGCCGGAUCACACCAGGUUCUCCCUGGUCGAUUUCCCUUUGCAUCUGCCGUUGGAACUCCUCGGUGUCGACAUAUGUCUAAAAGUUCUCACAUUGAUCCUCCUGGAAAACAAGAUCGUACUUCAGUCUCGGGAUUACAACGCUCUGUCUAUGUCUGUCAUGGCAUUCGUCACGAUGAUCUAUCCACUGGAGUACAUGUUUCCUGCGAUACCCUUGCUUCCGACGUGCAUGAGCUGCGCGGAACAAUUGCUGCUCGCCCCAACGCCCUUCGUGAUCGGGAUACCCGCGUCCUUCCUAUUAUAUAAGAAGAACUUCAAGAUGCCUGAUGAUAUCUGGCUAGUGGAUUUGGAUAGCAAUAAGAUAACGGCGCCGAGCGCUUUGUACGAUGACAGUUUGCCACCGUUGCCAGAACCGGAGGGCACCAUUUUGAAGAAUCAUUUGAAGCAGGCAAUGCAACUGAUGGAUCAAGUUGGCUCUAGUGCGAUGGCCAGUAUGACAGGCCCCCCAUUGCCCUCGCAAGACAUCUCGUUGCGUCUGUCAUUUCAGACGCCGAACAGAAAAGAAAGCUCGGUUUCCCAUCACUCUAGCUUAAGUGUAGCUUCAACAAAGCACAGGCCGAGCAUCGAUCAGUGCGCGCACGUUCAACACACACCCCCGUUGAAUUCGCCUGGCAUGAGCUCGUCAUCGAGUCCACCUCGUCGGCCGUCGAUAACGCAAAUGAUCGGUGGGUCCGGACAGGCCGGCCAGCCGAAGGUGUCCGGGCAGGGCCCGGCGCCCUUCAAUCCCUUUAUCUACGGGAACGACGUGGAUUCGGUGGACAUUGCCACGCGAGUCGCAAUGGUGCGGUUCUUCAACUCGCAGAACCUGCUGGCCAACUUCACCGAGCACACGCGCACCCUGCGGCUGUAUCCUCGGCCAGUGGUGGCUUUUCAGAUCAACUCGUUCCUCCGCUCGCGACCUAGGAAAAGCAGUUUCCUCAAUAAAUUUGCGCGCACGCAGGCGGUCGAGUUCCUAGCUGAGUGGUCCCUCACGCCGAGCAACGUGGCCUUCCUUCGGGUGCAGACUGGGGUGUUCGAUCCCGCGCAAAUCGGCGACAAGUCGCGCUGGUACGCGACCAAUCUCGAGCCGAUCUACUUUCCCGUCUGGGACUCCAGUAGCUCGUUGGCGAACGCCCUGAAGGCGAUGAAGGAACACGAGACUCAGCCCACGGACGAGAGCGGCUCCGACUCCGAAGGCGCCGAGAGCACCAGCUCGUCCUACUCUUCCUUGAGCGAUUUCGUCUCCGAGAUGGCGUCGUCCGAUCUGUCACCAGGUUACAAUUGCCCGCAAGUGAGCCAGCCCCAACAAAUGUCGCUCUCGGUGGACCCAAAAAACGUCUACAAUCCACCAAGUUCUCUGCAAUAUCCAGGUGUCGAGGAGGGCUCACCGGUACGACCCGAGAGCCCGCCGAGCACGUCUUCUAGUCAUAGCGAUCUCAGUAGUCCGAGUUUCAACAGGGACUCCGAACUCGAGUUAAAUCCGAAAAUUCAGGAGGGUUCGCAGUCCACUAAUGAUAAAGAGGAGGGUGGUAGCUUUGAGUCAGACUCCGCGUCUACAAUAACACCGCGCACUAUCCUGAGCGCACAAAGUUCGGUAGGACAGUUCACAGGGAUAAGCAUGGGAUCUUUAGGCACUCAAUCUUCGCUCAACGACACUGAACGUCCUACCACACCUCACAGGACCUCGCGUAUCAGUAGAUAUGUCACUCCUGUACCACCUACGGGACCGGGUCUGCAGCGUCAGCCGAGUGUCGGCAACGUCCUGGCGAGGGCCUCCAGCUUCAACACCGCCGGACCUCUUCUGCCGCGACAGGUAAGCGCGGUCACCCCAUCCGACCACCAUCAUCACGAGUUACAGCUUCAGCGUCAGGCAUCAGCAGGACCGACAAUCACGCAGAAACCUAGCAACGAGAGCACUAUUCAACGGCAGAACAGCGGCGGAAGUGGCGGCAGCGGCACCACCGCUACGGGAAACGGUGUUCUGCGACAAGGCUCACAGGGCUCUCUGUUCGAACAGAUUGCUAGCCAGGCGAAGGACUUGAUGCGCGAGACCACCAGACAGAGCAGCCAGGAUGGGAUACUCGCGCACAUGGACAAGCUGAAACAUCAGGCAAAAGAAAAAAUUACGGAGGCAGGUGAAGACAGCCUAUUCGCGCCACUGGAGCAAUUGACGCAACAAACGAAGAAAGCAAUGGGCGAGGCCAGUAAGUCGGUGCAGGAGGCGUCGAAGACCGCGCUGGAGGCGAGCAAAACCGCGGCGGGUGUCAGUAAAAACACACUAGACGAUCUGACGUACGUCGGUAAGAGCACGUUGGGAGACUUGACGAAAAGUGCCAAAGAAGCCGCUGCGAAGAAGGGUUUGCUCAAGGGUCUGGGAGAGUCGCAACAAUCGCCAGUACACUCGCCGCAAUCUCCGAAUACGCAGCAGCGGAAGGAUUCGGUCAGCAAUCAGUUAGUCGCGUCUGAUACGCGGGGUGGAGUCGGACGAGACUUUUUCAGCAAUAUCAGCAGCGAUCUGAACGGCUUCGCCGCGCAGACCAGCAGCAUGUUUAGUGAUUUAUUCGGUAGUAAAAAUAAUUCCAAUCGAGGCAGUAGCUUCUUCCCGCAGAAUCAGAAAUCGAAAGAGAAGAGCAAUCCAAUUCUCGGACCAUUUCCCAAGGGUUUAUCAAUAGUUUCAGGAAAAACGGGAUUGGUAGAACGUUCCUCGUUGAUAAAACAUUCUACACAUAAAGUUAAUCAAGAGGAUGCGCAGAGAAUGCAAAACGCGGAACGUUCCAGCACAAAUAGCGACAAUCAAGCCUUUUUAAAUGAUGUAAUAACGCAAGUAUUGGCUGGCGAAGGCGUUGGUUGGCUCAAAUUGAACAGAUUGAAGAAAUUGAUGGAGGACGAGAAUUAUCGGGAUUUGGUCGUGACUAAGUUGAACAAAAGUCUUAAUAGGAAGAUUAGUCCAAACGAUCAUAUAGACGAUGUGGCCAUAUCGAAACCCGUAUAUAAGGGAAUGUUAAAGUGCCUUCAAGCAGUAACGCACGGUCUCACACAUACAUAUAAUAAUUUUGGACUAGGCGGGAUGGCUUCUGUCUUCCAAUUGAUGGAAAUCGCUCAUACGCAUUACUGGAGCAAGGACCUGUCCGAAGGUAGCGGCUUCGACAGCUCUUUGAUGUCGCAGGCAUCUAGUCCAUUCGGUAGCAGAGAAAAUUUAAAAUCCCCUCUAUCCCCGAAUCAGCCUGACUUUAUGGAUACCCCGCAAAAAUCAGAUGUGCCGCAAGUGCAUUUGGAUGUGCCGUCUGCGGGGGACACGAGCCAAUCAACGACGGACAUGUUCCUGGAUAUGUUCACGAAGAAAGGGAAAUUUCUAAGCAGGCUCACCUCGUUCGAUUCGGAGAGUGGGCGGGGUGGUGGAACGGGGAGCAGCGAAGCUUUAUCCACCGACGGAGGUAGCAUUAUCACUAAUCCUGCUUUUCGGCAAGCGCACCAAGCUUCCUUCCGAAGCACCGUGUCUGAUAGCGAGGUCGAGCAAGGCAAUUUUCCUCGGCAGGGCAAGCAGCGUUCCGGUAGCGUCUGGUCCAGCAAAUCGUCCUUGAGCACCGGAUUUCGAUAUCACGGAGGAAGUCUGAUACCGACCACGGCGCUACCGAGUCCGGAAACUGCGAGAACAUAUCUCUUUGAAGGUCUACUGGGGAAGGAAAGAUCGUCCCUGUGGGACGAAAUGCAGUUCUGGGAAGACGCCUUUUUGGACGCUGUCUCGCAGGAACGAGACAUGAUGGGCAUGGAUCAAGGACCCGGAGAAAUGGUAGAGAGAUACAAGAGCUUAAGCGAAAGCGAAAGACGACGGUUGGAGCACGAGGAGGACAGACUGCUGUGCACUUUGCUGCACAACCUCACCGCCGUCCUGGUGAUGCUGAACGUCGAAAAGAAUGAGCUGAAGCGGAAGGUGCGUAGACUGCUGGGCAAGAGUCACAUCGGCCUCAUCUACAGCCAAGAGCUGAAUCUACUCCUCGACCAAAUAAAUAAUCUCCACGGAAACGACAUCGACCUGAAGCCCCUGACGUCCCGUCAAAUGCACCGGCAGUCGUUCACCGUGCACUCCGGAGUCGACGCCGAGGGUGACCUGCGGUUCCUCGAGGUCCGUCACGACGGCCUCGUACUGAGAUCAGUGAACGGCGUGAUAGUCGAACGCUGGUGGUACGAGCGCGUGGUCAACAUGACCUACAGCCCGAAGAACAAGGUCUUAUGCCUGUGGAGGAGGAGCGGCGGCGAUACCGAGUUGCACAAGUAUUACACGAAGAAGUGUAAGGACGUGUAUUACUGCAUCAAGGACGCCAUGGAGAAGGCGGCAGCCCGCGGGCGAGGCGCGAACGUGGGCUACGAGCUCGGCGGCGAAUUCCCGGUGCAAGAUAUGCGAACGGGCGAGGGCGGGCUUCUGCAGGUCUGCAUGGAGGGUGUCGGUCUCCUCUUCGCGAACAGCAAGGAUUUCGAGUUUUUUGUAAGACUCGAUCAUAUCCGCAAGUGCUUUACUCAAAAGGAUGGAAUCUUUGUUUUGGAAGAAUUCAAUCCUAAAACUAGACAAGUAAUUCAACGUAAAUAUAAGUCGCAAAUGGCGUCUGAUAUCUGCUACGCUGUCCUCUGCGUAUUUUCUUACAUAGCAGCUGGCUCCGAACAACGAAAACAACAGAGGCAGCAGCAACCGCAGCAGCAGCAGCCGGCACAACCGCAGCAGCAGCAGCAACCGCAGCAGCAGCAGCCGGCACAGCCGCAGCAGCAGCAGCAGCCGGUACAGCCGCAGCAGCCGCCGCCGCAGCAGCCGGUACAGCCGCAGCAGCCGCCGCCGCAGCAGCAGCAGCAGCAGCAGCAGCCAUCACAGCCGCAGCAGCAGCAGCAACCGCAGCAGCAGCAGCAUCAACCGCGGCCGCAACAGCAGCAACCGCAGCAACGGCAAUCGCAAUCGCAACACACCCCGCAUCUGCAAACACGACGCCAGCACCAACUACAGCAGCAACAGCAACAGCUAGAAAUGCAACAGCAGUUGCUACAGCAGCAGCAACAAAACUAUCAAACCCGAUAUCAGCAAAACAAACAAGAGCACAAUCACAACCAAGCAAUGUAACAUCGCAGAUGCACAGAAAUACGCAAUUGGACUCCUAUCCUCAACAUCCUCAACACAGGCAACGACACUCACAUCCCUUCGUUAGCAUCCACGACAAGAAAAUAGUUGCGCCCCUUCCACCUGCCUAUCCUGGAUAUAAAUGUGCUAUCUUUUUUCCAAAAGUAAUAUUUUAUUUUAAGAUUCAUAAGUCAUAGGCAAGAUAAUGGUUCCGUUUUUCGUUUCGAUUUCUCUCUCUCUCUCUCUCUCUCUCUUUUCAGAUUUGCUAACGUUCUUUCCUCUUCCGGGAAUGAAAUCAUUGCGAAAAAAAAGUCGUAAUAAUUAAACAUAUGAAAAGAAAAAAAAUUGAUAUCUAUCCUUAGGUUAAUUCAUUAAUAUCGGACUUUGCGGCGCAAAUUUGUAUUAUGUAUAGUCCUGCGUCGAUGUGAUAGCUGUGGUAUUCUUACAUUCGUCCGUAUAUGUGGGUACACACGUGUACGCGUCACUUAAAGCAAUUAAAUACAAUAAUUACUUGUAAUUGGCGGUAAUUUUAUAUACGAUCAUGACACGGGAAGAAAGAGAGAUUGUGAUCGUCCGCGAUUUGGAAGAGUAAAAGAUUUAUUUUGGCUCGUGUAUAGUCGGAGUAACGUGAUCGACGAGCGCUAAAUUGCGAGAUUCUCGCUAACUUUUAAUUAUCGGUGUCAUCUUUUACUCCUAUCAUCUUUCAACAUUCUCGAUCCUCUCUCGCGACGAAACAAUGAAGCGUAGAUAACGACGGGUAGCUCUCUAUUUGUUUGCUGUCUCUCUUUUCGUUACUCGCUUGCAAUCGAGUCUAAUCAAAUUGAUUUCUACCCGUUUACAUACAGCGUGUACGUGAAAUGUUAGCGAAAACUGUCGUGUAUAGGAUGCAUAGAAAAAUGUGUUAUCUCGAUGUCUCAAGUAAAUAUUAUACAGUCAUUAUUUUGUACGGUUCCACAAAUGCGGAAAAAGAAAGAUCUCUCGAUAGCUCGUAGAGCGCUCGUUAGGGUACAUGUAAUGUCCCGAAAAAAAAAAAGAAGAAAUAGACAUUGUAUAUAAUAUAAUGUAACUGUACAAUAUUAAAGAAACACUCAAGACGGCAUCUCUGAAGCGCUGUGAAAAUUUGCAUUCUCUGCGUUUUCCUGCGAGAUUUAAUUUAGGCGCGUGUUAUUAUUAUAGUAAAUUUAGUUAAGCGCGCGGAGAGACGAGAAACACAACGAGAUCGCAGUAGAAACCGGACAAUCGGAAUCAGUACUUAUGCGCGAAGUAAUUAUGCCGCUCACGGAAAAAAUUGUACUUUCGUUGUAUUCUCUCUUGCCGCAUGUGUCUCUCGAUAUCCAUCACGUUAAGAUACGCGUCGCGCAAAGUAGAUGAACAACAAUGACCAGCUUAGGGAAGAAGGUGUAAACUCCUAGUCGCGAAGUCAACGUGAGAAGCAAACGUAGCGUUACGUGUCUCUACACGAGAAGAAAUGAUAUAUUUUCUUGCAACGUAUAACAGGCGUAUAGAUAUUUGUAAAAAGGGGAUAGGAUUUGUAAAUAUAACAAUUGGCGGUGUAGUAAGCGGCACGAGGGAGCAAAGGCGUAAACACCCCUUUUCAUUUCUCGUCUUUUUAAUACGACUAUACAUGUUAGAGCUCGUUCGUCGAUUGAGUUAGAGAGAGGUGUGCGUUUUUUAAGAAUGAAAGAAAGAGGGAAGACACGGUUCUCUUCUAAACAUCAUAAAAAGAAAAUUAAGAAGACAUACACUCGAUUCUUUGUACCAAGUUUGUCUGCCUAGAUGUUCCGAUGUUUAGAAGUUUGACACACCGAUCAUUAUCAUUUCGAGAUAUAUCACGGUUAUGCGAUGAAGGAAACUUUAGACCUCUAGGAGAGAAAUUAAUACCUCGCAUUGUAUAGUACUCAUCCAUGUAGACGCCUUACGCCCAAAAUAUACUUGUAGCCAAAUCGGAA